AUAUUUUCGUGGCACUGUAGCUCGAACAAGGAUACAGUAAAAUGUAGGAAGAUAUAAUUUCUACCUACUUCAAGCGGUUUUGAUUUUGGCAACAGCUUUUUAACGCGGUAUAGUUUUGCAUACCUACUGUAAUAGAAUUUUGGUUUUCAAUAGGCAGCGUGGUACAUUACGAAUAAAAGAAAAUAUGAACAUGUAGGUAAACAGACUACAGUAAUAAAAAGGGUAGGCAGUUUGCAUUCUUGUCACUUAGUUUAUUGCCGAUAAGGUGAAUACUAUCCAAUACCACACUUGACUUUGUGACAGCGUAGCUAGUUAAGUGAAGUUUCAAGAUUCUAAAAACCAAUGGAAAUGAUGAACUCAUCAAUUGUGCAACCGGUGGUAGUGUCUAUUGUAGAACGUAUUGAUUUAAGGACUAUUCCUUUGCAUGCCCUAGGGCAUCGCACUUUUCAGUUAUUAUCGGCACUGCUAAACAAAAAAAAGAUAUUUAAAUCGGAGGAAGGCUACUGUCGUGAUUGGCGAGGCUUGUUUCAAGUUCUUCGCCUAGAAAAUCAGUACGUGUCCGAACUAGAGAACAAUGCUAAUCCUACAAGGCGAGUUAUUGAUCUCUGGCAAGAGGCAGCUGAGAAUGCGAAAAUUGCACCCAAUUUAAUGGAACUUCAAGAAAUUCUCGGUAAAAUUGAUCGUUGGGAUGUCCGGGAUAGCAGCAAUAAGUUUAUCUAUGAAGAUGCAGAGGUUUUUUUGACACAGUGCCAAAGAAUAAGAAGCCGGGAAAGCGAUGCCAGUGGAAAUAAGAUUCUAGACGAAUUUCGUGGUACCGAUGAAGAUAUCAUCACCGUAGAUGACACCUAUAAUCAUAAGCAAUUCUACGAUGCAUUCGUUUUGUUUGCCGAUGCUGAUGUUGAAUUUGCUACAAAAAUGAUUGAACGGUUAGAAGAAAAACAGUUGAAGAUUUGUGUUAAAGAUCGAGAUUUUCUUGCGGGAAUCAGCUUUGAACAUGAAGCAAUUAUACGCCUUAUAACCGAGCGCUGUCGUCGUUUGCUGGUGAUCAUUUCAAAAGAAUUUUUGAGAAGUCCCUUGAACGAAUUUUUUGUCACAUUUACACAAGCUUUGCAAAUAGAACAGAAGAAGCGUAAAAUUAUACCUUGCGUGUACGAGCGUUUGGAACUGCCAGCAAAUUUAAAAUUUCUACAUGUGUUGGACUACAAACGAUCAAAUAAACUGUACAACUUCUGGGAUAAAUUGGUGGAUGCCAUUAAGGUGAACGUAGAACCAACAGGGUCGCAUUCGCGGACAGAAACCAAAUCUGUGGAUUGUACCACAGAGCAUGAAUCUAACAUUAGUGAUGCUUUCGUAGCCGUAUCUAAAAAUGGUUUAUCAUCAAGUUCAGAUUUAAACAAAUUAAAUGUUUCACAAUCCAAUAAAAAGUCUCACUCGUCUUGCGACAUAUCUAGCACAUCCAAACAAAAUCCAGGUUAUGUAAGCAGUACAGAACUCACAUCAAUGCCAGAAAUUGGCACGUAUGAACAAAAGAAACGGAAGUGGUAUUCAAAGUUAGGUCUAUCUUCAGAGAGUCGUAAAAUGGUGGAAGUAACAACAUCUGAUAAACACAAGAAAAACAAAAGUAAAUGGUAUAAACCGAGUAAAAAGGUUGCAACGGCACUGUUAUAUUAAUAGUUAUAAAGCACGAUUCAUUUGUUAUUUAU
This is a messenger RNA of Malaya genurostris, 1703 nucleotides long. RefSeq names its product myeloid differentiation primary response protein MyD88-like. Gene Ontology annotation, molecular function: Toll-like receptor binding; TIR domain binding. The transcript is spliced from 4 exons. Gene Ontology annotation, biological process: positive regulation of canonical NF-kappaB signal transduction; innate immune response; Toll signaling pathway. Gene Ontology annotation, cellular component: plasma membrane. The coding region runs from base 343 to 1671 and encodes 442 amino acids. The record is from RefSeq and is a predicted model, not a curated record. Lineage: Eukaryota; Metazoa; Arthropoda; Insecta; Diptera; Culicidae.